GACGACAUAUCCGCCCACACACCCUGCACGCUGGCGCAUUUCGACGUCGUCUCUCGACGGCUUCAGAUCGUGUUCUGUUUGGAGUGAGGAGAAUUUUGUUGGGGCGCCGCAGAACUGACACUGGUUCUGACCACCGGCCCCAAAGUUUGAUCUACUUCGACUACAUUCCUGAACACACCACCUACGUGACGUCAAAAGCAUGCGGUGGAUUGUGCUUGUCUCGGCUCUGCUGCUGACCGCCUCGAUCGUGUCCUCGCAGACAUGUCCUGACGGAUGGCUGGGAUACCAGCAGUCCUGCUAUCUGAUAGUGGACACUCCAAAAACAUGGCAAGACGCGAGGGACGAGUGUCGUCUUCUACAGGCAGAUCUGGCUAGCCUGACUACUACAGACGAACAGACAUGGAUGGCGACGCAGAUAAGCGGCACGUACUGGUUUGGUCUGUCCGACAUCGUGACUGAGAACGGCUGGCAGUGGGCGGACGGUACGGUCUAUGACCCUUCAGUCACGAACUGGGGCCCAAAUGAGCCGAACAACGCCCAGAACGAAGAGGACUGUGCCGAGAUUUUCUCUAAUGGACUGUGGAAUGACCAGUCUUGCUCAGACACGCGGGGUUACAUCUGUGAGAAACCCACUGGUUGUGAGACUCUCAGCACGGACACCCAGUACCGGUACCGCUGGAACCUGCCGCGGCUGACAGGAGACCGGUUUGAGUUUGAAGUGCAGGCGACCAAUGACGUCCAUGUGGCUUUGUCAUCCCAGAGGCAUGACCUGGCAAACAUGUAUGAAAUCGUCAUCGGUGGUUGGGGUAACACACAGUCUGUCAUACGCCGCAGCAAGCAAGGCAGGAACCAUGCGAGGGCCUCGACAAGUGGAAUCAACUCUAACACUCAGUACAGAACGUUCUGGAUCACCUGGUCCCCAGACGGAACCAUUGCUGUCGGGAGGGGUGGUGAAACUCAGCCGUUCAUGCAGUGGACAGACCCCAACCCCCUGCCCAUCACCUUUGCCGGAUAUUCCACUGGGUGGGGGAGUACAGGACUUUGGAGGUUUUGUCAAAAUGCAGUUUGCGGGGCAGAGACAGGUACGUGCUCCGCAUGGGGAGAUCCACACUUCACGUCCUUCGACGGAACGAAGUAUGAUUUCCAAGGUCCAUGCAGAUACACGUUCACCAAGGACUGUGCAAACGAUGCCUUCAUUGUGGAAGUACAACAUGUACCUGCCCGCUGGAGGCCAUCCGUUUCAAUUGUGCGCGAAGUGUACGUCAUAGCAUACGGAUACGAAAUCGGGCUUCUUCAAGGCAAAGUUGUAACGGUGAACGGACCGACUCGUCUGCCUUCCUUCGACCUAGCGAAUGGCAAGAUCGAGGUCACAAUGAGCCCCUCCUUUGUCCGAGUAGAGUUGACAGAAUUGUGUGUGGUGAUUCUCUACAACGGAGUCCAUGAAAUUAAGGUGGAGGUUCCAAGUAACUACCGGAAUAGGGUGUGUGGACUGUGCGGUAACUACAACGGUAUACAGAGCGAUGACAAGGAGAUGCCAGAUGGGAACUUCGCCUCGAACUGGAACCAAUUCGGGAAUAGCUGGGAGACCGACACCAAUACGUAUGUUAUAUUGAUACAGGCUAUAUGAUAUAACAUAUAGAGA
Molecule: messenger RNA, 1642 nt
Organism: Branchiostoma floridae (Florida lancelet)
Lineage: Eukaryota; Metazoa; Chordata; Leptocardii; Amphioxiformes; Branchiostomatidae
Exons: 10
Coding region: 200-1627 (475 amino acids)
Cellular component (GO): extracellular matrix
Source: RefSeq, a predicted model, not a curated record